AUGUCAAAGCUACAAACAGCCAAUGAAGAAACACCACUGCUAUCUGCACCAACAUUGGCAGAUCAAGCCUCGUCCGGCGCCUCCUCUGACAAUGCCACGCUGUCUACCAAGAAGAAAGCAUCGCCUUGGUAUGUCAUUGUUGCUUUGUUUGGCUUGACAUUUUCAUUUGGUGCUCUCUAUGCACCCAUGAUUCAAUUCUACACUGUUAUCUUUUGUUACAAAUACUACCAGCAACAAUCAGGUGACAGUGGUGCUGACAUUCCACUCGACAAUUGUGCUAUCCCAGAGGUGCAAGCCAUUGUCUCUGAAGCACAAGCUAUCAUCAUGUUUUUGACUUAUGCCUCGACCUUACUAGUUGCUAGUUAUUAUGGCGCCUUAUCAGAUCGAAAGGGCAGACGUCUUAUCAUGAUAAUUUCCACUCUAGGCAGCUUGAUUCAGAUUGCCUUGUUUGUCAUCACCAUCAAGUACAUUCAUAUAUUUGGUAUCUCGCUGCUGUUCAUUGCGCCCAUCAUCAAGGGCUUCAUGGCAGGAGACACAGUAGCAAUCGCUGCUAUCCAGGCCUAUAUUUCAGACUGUACAACACGAGCAGAGAGAACCAUUGCAUUUGGCAACAUGAUGGCUACCAUCUUCUUGGGUACUUCCAUAGGUCCCACUGUUGCUUCCUUCUUACUCAACAAGACCAAGUCCAUCAACAGCAUCUUUUACAUGGUGUUCAUCAUUCACUUUGUCAUUGGCUUGUAUUAUUGGCUCGUUAUGCCAGAAUCAAACGAUAUCAGUCAGCACAAAGAGAUCAAACAGCAAGGAAAGCAAUCAUUUUUGCAACGCAUCAACAUCUUCUCUGCGCUUGAGAUUUUGCACAGACGAUCCAAAUCGGAACAUGCCUCUCAGUACGCUCUUCCUCUGAUGGCAGGUGUUCAGUUUCUGCUUUACAUUGUCAUGAUGCCACCUAGCUUGCUGUAUGCCAUGCUUCAAUUUAAAUGGACAGCUUACGAAGGUGGUCUAUUCUUUAGUCUGUGCUCCUUUACACGAGUUAUUAUCAUGUUGUCUGUACUGCCCCUCUUAUCCAAGAUAUUCCAUAGAAACAAGACUACACUAUCACCAUCGUCACCCACAUCGCACUCGGCAUCUACCGUCAAAGUUGAAGAGCCCGCAUCGCCAUCUUCCUCUACGUCUUCCGCUAUCAUGGAUACGCGUAGCAAAGAAGACAUCAGACAUGCCAUCCUAUUUGAUUCUUGGAUGAUUCGUACAGGACUAACGAUCGAGACAGUCUGCUUUGUGGCCUUCGGUUUGGUUACUACGUCAAUUGGAUUCUCCAUCACGGGUGCUGCUCAAAGUUUUGCAUUACUAGCAGCUCCUUCGCUUCGCUCUCUGCUUACGUCUUUGGUAGACCCCACCGAAAUUGGUGAAUUGCUCGGCGCCAUGGCUGUCUUGGAAGCAUGCGGCAUGAUUAUAUCUCAAUUGACAAUCAAUACCAUUUACAGUGCAUCUGUAGCAACAAUGCCCAACCUCAUCUUUUUUGUCUGCGCCAUCAUUUCAGGCCUUGCACUGACAUUUUCCUUCUUUGUACGUCCAUCAAAGCCUUUGGACACGACGAACGAUAACAUUUUGAUUCAUGAAGAUUGUUAA
Mucor velutinosus is the source of this 1626-nucleotide messenger RNA. RefSeq lists its product as uncharacterized. Gene Ontology annotation, biological process: transmembrane transport. Lineage: Eukaryota; Fungi; Mucoromycota; Mucoromycetes; Mucorales; Mucoraceae. The coding region runs from base 1 to 1626 and encodes 541 amino acids. The record is from RefSeq and is a predicted model, not a curated record. The transcript has 6 exons. Gene Ontology annotation, cellular component: membrane. Gene Ontology annotation, molecular function: transmembrane transporter activity.